UUUUAUUUCAUUUAUUAAAUGUCAAAAAUGAAGAUGGCCGACGGCUCCACAAUUUUACGAAGAAAUAGACCGGGUACAAAAGCUAAGGAUUUUAGUCGUUGGCCAGAUGAACCUUUUGAUGAAAUGGAUAGCACACUUGCUGUGCAACAGUAUAUUCAACAACUUAUACGAAGAGACCCGAAUAAUAUCGACUUGAUAUUGAAAAUGCCUGAUUCGCAAGAUGAAGGCGUAUGGAAAUAUGAACACUUAAGACAGUUUUGUAUGGAACUGAAUGGAUUGGCCGUUAGACUUCAAGGAGAAUGUCAUCCAGAAACUUGUACACAAAUGACAGCAACAGAACAAUGGAUAUUUCUUUGUGCAGCUCACAAAACUCCUAAAGAAUGUCCAGCUAUUGAUUAUACAAGGCAUACCUUAGAUGGGGCCGCAUGUCUUUUAAAUAGCAAUAAAUAUUUUCCUAGUCGGUUAGUACUUUUUACGUUUCUUUUUUUUAUUUAUAUAAAAUUUUCUCGUUUCAGGGUCAGUAUUAAAGAAUCUUCAGUAGCAAAACUAGGUUCAGUGUGCAGGAGAGUGUAUCGAAUUUUCUCUCAUGCAUAUUUUCAUCAUAGAUCAAUAUUUGAUGAAUUCGAAAAUGAAACCUGCUUGUGUAAGAGGUUUACUCAGUUUGUGACCAAAUAUAAUUUAAUGUCUAAGGACAAUCUUAUUGUACCAAUUUUAGACGAAGAUAAUACUCCUGGUGAAUCAGAGGCAUAAAAGUGUGUGUGAUGGAUUGAAUGCAAAAAUAUAUAUAUGCAAUGUAUGUAAUAUAAAGUUAAUUGUCUGUCAUACACCAAUUGUGGUGUUUGAUGAAUAUUUAUAAUGAAGAAAAUAUUUUUUUUUUUAUAAUUAUUUUCAGUUAAUUAUUAAACCUGUCUCGAAUAUUAAAAAUUUUAAUAUGUCGAUGGAAUUAUAAGUUCUCUUUAAAACAUGUAUUAUCAAUAAUUGAAAACAGAGAAUGGAAAUUAUAAGAGUUAAUGUACUUCUCGAUUUAUUUUUAUUAUGUUUAAAUUAUAAGUGGUUAUAAGAAUUAAUAAAUAUGACAAGUCCUCUCCUACUCUUGCCUUACAAUCUUUAGUAAAAUUAACAUAUAUCUGUCUAUAAAGAGUGAUCACUAACUAUAUUCCAGUAAUAAACAAUACGAUUCUUAAGGAAAAAAAUUUUAUGAACUUAUGACGUAAACAAUUUAGUUUAAGAAAAAUAUUAAAUUUACACCAUUUCACAAAAAAAAUAAAAUUUUUGUUGUAAAUGCAUUUUAAAUGUAAUUAUGAAAAGUUGCAAAUACCUGUUUAUUUGUCCCUUGCUAUUACUAAAUAUUGAAAUUUCUACGCCAAUGGUUUUUUUUACACUGCAGCAAAAAUUUUUUUUAUAUAGGCGAGUUUUUUUAUUUAGUCAGCUGUGUAACAUAGGCUAAAUAUUAAUACACAACAAUUAUUUAUUUUUGUAUAAAGAAGGGAUUCAUUUUUAAUUCAAAAUCAUUAAAUUUCAUUAAUCUUUCAAGAUAUUUAUAUGGAAAGGACAUUUUACAAAAACUCCAAUCAGUCAUAGUGUCAUUCGCUUUAAAGGAAGAAAGAGAAAAAUGAGUAUAAUACGAAUAUGUGAUUAAAAAAAUUUUAAUAUGCAUAUUUUGUGGAAAAAAGAA
Molecule: messenger RNA, 1675 nt
Organism: Anoplophora glabripennis (Asian longhorned beetle)
Lineage: Eukaryota; Metazoa; Arthropoda; Insecta; Coleoptera; Cerambycidae
Gene: Mob4
Product: MOB kinase activator-like 4
Exons: 3
Coding region: 19-750 (243 amino acids)
Cellular component (GO): cytoplasm
Source: RefSeq, a predicted model, not a curated record